This is a messenger RNA of Miscanthus lutarioriparius, 1494 nucleotides long. Lineage: Eukaryota; Viridiplantae; Streptophyta; Magnoliopsida; Poales; Poaceae. The record is from the annotation of a GenBank genome assembly.
AUGGCGCUCACGUCCAUGCUCCCGUUCGCGCCCUCGAACACCUCGCUAUCCUACUCCUCCCGCGCCUCAACCGCCGCCGCGUUCGCUCCUCGUGGGGUCCACUUCGCCGCGGACGGAAGGAGCGGCGGCGGUGGCGGCCAACCGCUCGCGUGCGCUGCGCCUCGCCGCCGCGGACGGGCUCCGAGGCGGCGCCGCGGAGGGGGCCUGGUGGUCUGGGCGUCGGCCGAUUACUACGCGACGCUGGGCGUGCCACGCGCCGCGAGUAACAAGGACAUCAAGGCCGCGUACCGGAAGCUCGCGCGCCAGUACCAUCCUGAUGUCAAUAAGGAGCCUGGAGCGACAGAAAAGUUUAAAGAGAUAAGUGCAGCAUAUGAGGUGCUGUCAGAUGAAAAGAAGAGGGCGUUGUAUGACCAAUAUGGUGAAGCUGGGGUUAAGAGUGCAGUUGGAGGCCCGGGUGGAGCUUACACAACCAAUCCAUUUGAUCUGUUUGAGACAUUCUUUGGAGCAAGCAUGGGUGUUUUUUCUGGCAUGGGCCAGAGCUCGUUUAGGACAAGCAGGCGAAACACUGCUGUUCAGGGUGAAGACAUCAGAUAUGAUGUGAUUCUGGGGUUCACAGAGGCGAUAUUUGGAACAGAGAAAGAUAUUAUAUUAUCUCAUUUGGAAACAUGCGAUACAUGUGGUGGUUCUGGAUCAAAGGAUGGUUCCAAGAUGAGAAUAUGUUCCACAUGUGGUGGGAGAGGGCAAGUAAUGCGAACUGAGCAAACACCAUUUGGUCUGUUCUCUCAGGUUUCUAUUUGCCCCACUUGCGCAGGAGAGGGCGAAGUCAUUUCAGAGUAUUGCAGGAAAUGUUCCGGAGAGGGGCGUAUCCGUGUCAGAAAGGAGAUCAAAGUUAAAAUCCCUCCAGGAGUCAGCAAAGGCAGUACUCUUCGUGUACGUGGGGAAGGUGAUGCAGGACCAAAAGGUGUGCCUCCUGGAGAUCUCUUUGUUUGCCUUGAUAUAGAGGAACCAUCAGAUAUCAGGAGGGAUGGUAUAAACUUGUAUUCAACUGUGUCAAUAAGCUAUCUUGAAGCUAUUUUGGGCACCAUUAAGGGGGUCAGAACUGUUGAUGGAACCAGUGGCCUUCGAAUACCUCCAGGUACCCAACCUGGUGAUGUAAUUGUCUUAGCGAAGCAAGGAGUUCCAUCAUUGAAUAAGCCGUCUAUACGUGGUGAUCAUCUGUUCACUGUUAAAGUUACAAUACCCAAGCGCAUAAGUCGGCGUGAAAGGGAAUUACUUGAGGAACUUGCAUCUUUGAGUAAUGGUGGCUUUGCUCGAACAGACGCCAAGCCAAAACCUGCCCAGCCAAAACGCGUACAUCAAGAGAAAGAAGUAGGUGCUAGUCAAGAAGAUACAGACAAAUCUAAAGAAGCAGAGGGUGACUGGUUGAAGAAACUUACAGAUUUUGCUGGGUCCAUUGUUAAUGGUGCUGCAAAGUGGCUGAAUGACAACCUGUAG